GGAGCGGUCACCGAAGUUGUGGUUUUGAUUAGUUCUUUCUUUGGAUCUGAGCUUUGCUUCCGCUUUCUAUCUGUAUCUGUAUCUGUAACUUACAAACAACAUCAACACCAACAACAAAGCCAAACAAAAAUACAAUAUUAACAUCAUCAAUUAUUAGACCGCAGCUCCUCUUUCUCUCUCUCUUUUCUCUUCCUUCUCUGUAGCUCUGGUUUUCGACCUCUAAGCUCUGUUUCUCUCUCUCUCUCUUUUUUAUUUCUUUUUCUUUUUCUUUUUCCAGAAGCUCCUAUAAUUUUUUUUUUUUUUGUUUUUUUGUUUUUUUGGUGCGAGCUCCCAAAGUUUCUGCUUGAUCUUCUCCUCGUAUCUAUUAUCUUUCCAUAUAAAGCUUCCAUUUUCAAAACAGCGGCUUAUCUCUCGCUCUUUCUCUCUCCACCUCUUUGUGUAUAACAAUUAUGUAUACAUAUAUGUAUGUAUGUAUUCUACCGAUAUGUAUUGAGUUUUCGUUUUGGUAAUGAUAACAUAUUAUAUUAUUCGAUCCCGCAAAUUUGAUUCCUGCUCUUUAUUCGCUUUGCUUGAUUGAAGAUCACGGGAUUUCUGUCACUUUUAUCGAAAUUAUAGAUACAAAGUAGGAAAGAAAAAAAAAAAAAAAGGAAGGAGAAGAAGAAGGAGAAGGAUAAUCAGAUUGUGGUUAUGUAAAUGGAAAGAGUAGGAGUUGGAAUAAGAAAGGUCAAACUGUGGUCUUGAGGGUUUCUUUCUUCUCUAUUUAUGUGUAUAUUUUCUUCUUCUUCUUCUUAUUUUUAUUUCUUGGUUUUUUGGGGUAAUAAAUGUUGUAUUUGAAGCAGCCAUACCCGAGCCUAGAUGUAUGGAGUGGUGGUUGUGUAGGUUCAUUAGGUGAAUAGAAUAGAAUUUCCGAGUAAGUUUCCACCAAAAAAAAAAAAAAAAAAAAAAAAAAAGGGGUUUAUAUUUUGCGGGGUUGGAAUAUUUGCAUGCCCUUCUGAUAGUUUCCCUGAGCCUGAGGCUCGGGGGGAUCUGAAUCAACAUGGCGUCCACAGAGAAUGAGCAUUCCCCACACUCAGGAGACGUUUGCCAACCUCCUCCCGACGAAGUCUGUAUGCAGAAAUUCAGGCUCUAUGAGACUCGAUCGGCUUUUUCCAUGACCACAUUAUCGGAGGCAAGAAAUUUUACAUGAUAGGAAGGGACAAGAGUAGAACAUGCUGGAGAGUGCUAAAGAUUGACAGGCAAGAUCCUUCAGAGCUAAAUAUUCGGGAAGAUUCUACCACAUAUACUGAAAGUGAAUGUUCUGAUCUGUUGAGGCGGGUACAUGAAGGAAACAAGUCCACGGGUGGACUGAAGUUUGUCACUACUUGUUAUGGAAUUGUUGGGUUCAUUAAAUUUUUGGGGCCAUACUACAUGCUGCUUAUCACAAAAAGAAGACAGAUUGGUGCAAUCUAUGGCCACACAGUGUAUGCAAUCUCCAAGAGUGAAAUGAUUCCGCUUCCAAAUUCUUCAAUGCGGUCCAAUAUCAUGAAUUCUAAGAAUGAAAACAGAUACAAGAAGCUCCUAUGCACGGUGGAUCUUACAAAGGACUUCUUUUUCAGCUACUCAUACCAUGUCAUGCGUAGUCUUCAAAAAAAUAUGUGUGAUAAUGCAAAAGGACAUGUACUUUAUGAAACCAUGUUUGUCUGGAACGAAUACUUAACUCGGGGUAUACGAAAUCACCUCCAGAAUACUCUUUGGACUGUUGCAUUAGUGUAUGGCUUCUUUAAACAGGCCACACUAUCUGUAUCUGGUCAUGACUUCAAGUUGACCCUCAUUGCAAGACGUUCUCGUCAUUAUGCUGGUACCAGGUAUCUAAAACGAGGUGUCAAUGAGAAGGGCAGAGUAGCUAAUGAUGUUGAGACAGAACAGAUCGUGUUUGAGGAUGUUCCAGAUGGGUUUCCCAUGCAAAUAAGCUCAGUUGUCCAGAACCGUGGUUCAAUCCCUCUUUUCUGGUCACAAGAAACUUCGCGUUUGAAUCUCAAACCAGAUAUUAUACUGUCAAAGAAGGACCAGAAUUAUGAAGCCACUAGACUUCAUUUUGAAAACCUUGUCAAAAGAUAUGGGAACCCUAUAAUUAUUCUCAAUCUAAUCAAGACCCAUGAAAAGAAGCCUCGAGAGUCCAUACUUCGCACAGAGUUUGCCAAUGCUAUUGAGUUUAUUAAUAAAGACUUAUCUGAGGACAAACACCUUAGAUUCCUUCAUUGGGAUCUGCACAAACAUUCUCGAAGUAAAGCAACAAACGUUCUGCUGCUCCUGGGCAAGGUUGCUGCUUAUGCAUUGACGCUAACUGGUUUCUUCUACUGCCAAGUAAAACCAGUCUUGAGACCCGAGGGUUCUAUUAAAUGGCCUCCCUCUGAAAAUGUAAACGAAGAUAACUUGUCCUCCCAAAGGCAUUCUGAUGAUGACAUUGAGGAUGCUCAAAAGUCAGAGAGGAAAUCCUGGGGAGGAAGUAAUAUUACAAAUGGCAAUUAUUCUGUCAAAGAGCCCUUGUAUCAAACGGGGGUUCUUAGAACUAAUUGCAUAGACUGCCUGGAUCGCACAAAUGUUGCACAGUAUGCAUAUGGGUUGGCUGCUCUUGGAAAACAGCUUCAUGCGCUUGGAGUCACAGAUAGCCCAAAGAUCGACCUUGAUGCUCCUUUGGCUGAUGAUUUAAUGGGUUUUUAUGAGAGAAUGGGUGACACACUGGCACACCAAUAUGGUGGCUCAGCAGCUCACAAUAAGAUAUUUUCUGAGAGAAGGGGUCAAUGGAGAGCAGCAACCCAGUCUCAGGAGUUCUUUAGAACUCUUCAACGGUAUUAUAGCAAUGCAUACAUGGAUGCUGAGAAGCAAGAUGCUAUUAACUUAUUUCUGGGACAUUUUCAGCCACAACAGGGUAAACCUGCAAUCUGGGAACUAGAUUCGGACCAGCAUUAUGAUGCUGGGAGGCAUGGACAAGCAGAUGUAGAUGAAGAUGGAAGGUCUAUGUUCAAAAGAUCCUUAUCCGACGGAAAUAUUCUUCGUGGUAGCAGCUCACCUAUGUCAGUUGCAAAUGAAAAGCCGGGGAAAUUUUCUAACUCAAAUUUACCUGAUCGGUUGGAAGGAGAAAGAAAACUUCUUAGUGAAUCUUCACCUGAAAUAUCAACUUGUGAGAGUGAUAUUACGUAUUCAAGGUAUACUCCUUCAAUGCCACGUAGGCAACUUUUUGGAGAAAGCGAGCAUAUUUACUUUUCCGAACGUGGAGAUUCAUUCAGCUUCUCAAACUUUGUUGACCUAGACUGGCUAUCUUCCUCUGGGAAUUCAUGUGAGGAAGAGCCAUAUGAGAGGUCAUCAUUGCUCACAAACUCUCCAACUGAAGGGCUAUCAUCUGAGAAUGUUAUCAAUGGAAUAAUGGGAGAAUCUACCCCCUCCACAAGUGAAUAUGGAUCAUCCAGCUUGAAGCAGAGAGAGCAGACAGCACCAGAGCUAGGGUAUAGUACUCGGCAGGAUUCCAAUGUCCCGGAAGAAUUUUCCGAUAGCUUUGUACAUUGGGUGAACCAUGGAGAGACACUCUGCCAUUGAAAGUUUGGCUCAAUUUUCCUCAUAAAUAAUACCUUUUUCCUCUCUUGAUUGACUCGAUGUGCUCAAUCUGCUUCAAAGAUGCGAAUGCACGGGAAAAAGAAACUGUAGAGAGAGAGAGAGCAUGCAACUGACACCGGGAACAAAUUAGAAGAAGAAACAUAAGCAGUGGAACCAGCAUUGUUUGGGAGGAUAUUAUUCGUAGAGGCAAAUCAUCAAUUCCUGGCCCUCGUGUAUGAUUUACAUUAUUGAUUUUAUCAAGAAAACUUCAAUCGGAAUCUGAUACCAAAAGUACAAAAGAGUAAAUAGUCAGCACUCAGGGAAGAAAAAAAAAAAAAAAAAUUCUUUUAGGAGCUCUUCCUCCAUCGGUUCGUGGACUUUAGGUUUUAAUCAUGUAAAUAUUUUUCGCUCUGCUCAUUGAGGCUCCACUUUUAGAAUUGCAGGUCAUUGAUUCUUUAUAUUGCUUCAUUUUGAUUAUGGUCAGUGUUGAAACUAACAAUGUGGACAAAAUGUUUGGAGGAAAAUCUUAACGUAGAAAAAUUGUCUUUUUAGUGCCAUCUACACUUGGCAAUGCCAGAGAAACAAAAAGAGCCUCGUAUAUAUAAAUAAUUAUUUUUUAUUUA
Ziziphus jujuba (common jujube) is the source of this 4193-nucleotide messenger RNA. RefSeq names its product phosphoinositide phosphatase SAC3. The record is from RefSeq and is a predicted model, not a curated record. Gene Ontology annotation, molecular function: phosphatidylinositol-3,5-bisphosphate 5-phosphatase activity. The coding region runs from base 1183 to 3573 and encodes 796 amino acids. Gene Ontology annotation, cellular component: intracellular membrane-bounded organelle. Lineage: Eukaryota; Viridiplantae; Streptophyta; Magnoliopsida; Rosales; Rhamnaceae. Gene Ontology annotation, biological process: phosphatidylinositol dephosphorylation. The transcript is spliced from 17 exons.